Molecule: messenger RNA, 4718 nt
Organism: Wyeomyia smithii (pitcher-plant mosquito)
Lineage: Eukaryota; Metazoa; Arthropoda; Insecta; Diptera; Culicidae
Exons: 6
Coding region: 540-1568 (342 amino acids)
Source: RefSeq, a predicted model, not a curated record
CUUUCUUAAUUUGAAAGCUUAAAGUCGAUUCUUAAACAUGUUUCGUUGUUUUCAACUUAACUAGACAACCUUUUACGAACUGUCAGUGCAUGUUUCGCUUGCUGUGAAAAGGAUACAAAUGUGAAAAACAUCCUUUUGCAGAGCAGGGAGCUUCGCACUUAUUUAAUUGAGAGCGUAUAAGAAAAUAUAUGUUUUUCGACUUUCUCCAGAGAAGGAAAAAUUAGUGUGUUAAAAAACUAAAUAAUUGUAUUGGACAUUAUUUGGAUGUUUUCUAUUUGCUAGUUAUAUUGAACAAAUCGAUAAUAGAAUAAAACAUAUCGAGCUGCUAAGGAAAAUAUUGAAUCUCUUGAUCGCCUGUGUUUGGAAUAAGUGAGGAAGCUUGAACAAAUUAUAAAGAAAAUCCAGUAGAUUAUUUAGUAACUGUUAAAUGAGUCCUUAAAAGACUUAAUCUAAACUAGGCUUAACAAUACUGUUAAAUCGAAACCCCCAUUAUUCUAUUAUUUGGUUAACGUACCAAAUUUUUAUCUGCCCGAAAUAUAAUGGCUCCUUUCAAACUCAAAUUCCGCAUGGGUUCGUCUCGUAGCACAUCCCAGGAGCAGGAUGUUACUAUAGAUAAUCAGGCGAAUCAGAUUGUCCCAAACUAUCUGAAUAGUAAUACCUUGGGCACCACAAAUUUUGGUAGCAGCACUACCCUAGAUUCAGAGCAGAAUGAUAGUUUAGUUUCGAUGUGCAACGACCAACGGGCACUAAUUCGGGAUCAGGACUCACCUCGCGAGCAUAUAGGGUACGUGAAUCCAUCAUUGACACAUACGGAAAAUAACACGAUACCACUCAGCCCACCACCGUCUUACGAACAUGUUUUAGAAGAAAAUCGUCUCGCAGCUUUGGAUAAGGAGAACAACAAAACAUCGAGUGUGAAUCUCUCGCUAUCAAAUUACGAGAUGUUUGGGAGUAACCAACAAUUAAACGUAAAUGCUUCUGGGUUAGAACAGCAGCAAAAUCUUCCUGAACAACAAUCCCAACAACAAGAAACGCCAAGUGCAACAAGGAAACAGGAAAGUGUCGAUUCAUCGCUCUACUCCUGCAGUUCAACUACAUCACCAUCACAAGAGAAUUUACUAGGUUGCACCGGUUCGUGUGAUCCUCUAUAUACCAUGGUUAAUCAGCAACAGAUGGAGCAGCUUGCCGAAGAAAUGGAAGACAUGCACAUUGAAGAAACCUGCCUUUCAACAGAAAAUCUAGAUAAUAACUCAUUCGCGGAUGAGUGUCACUCAUAUAACUCACACGCAUUUGAAGGGUCGUCCACCGCAUCGAUGAUGGUGCAACAUGAAAUCAGGGGUCCGGAAAUACUGUAUAAAUCUAGUAAGCAACUGUAUAAAGCAGUAGCUAAGGAAUGCGGUAUCACUUGCAAAAUGUCAGACCAAUGUCGAUGCUUGGAUUGUCAAAGCCGAUAUUUUGACUGUGAAUAUGAUCAGAACGAAAACGAAAAAACUGACGGAGGUUUGGGAGCUGGUACACCAAUGUUCAUCAGUGAGGUGAUGCACGGUACGGCUUGCACUAUACUUUAAACAAUUAAAAAUCGGUACUAAACAUAACUCAAUUCCUGAGGCCCUACUUGCUACUAGUCAAAAACUACUAUAUAACAAGUAUUAGAGACAGAUGAAUUGCACAAAUGUAAUGGUCAAAGAAUAGGAAGUAUUUGAACCUUUGAUCAAAAUUGAAGCCUUUUUGAAUAUCUUUUUAUCUUAUCGAUAGUACACCAGACUUGCAGUAGGGUAACAAAAAAAUAAAGAUUUCAGUGAUGACUUUUAUAGCUACAGUAAAGUCACAUUAUGAGCAACUGUUGGUUAACAUACUGUUGAAUUACGAAUAGCUAUGAAUAUUCACUUUAUUUGAUGUACUAUUGCAAGCAACAAAUAGAAACUAGAUUGAUGUACUAUAAAUGCAAAUAAAAGAGCCGUAACUCUGUUGGAAAAUUCCGCGCCAGGAUACGGAACUAAAGUUCGCAUAUAUAUGGCCUUCAGAAGAUAACCGGUAAUAUAAUUACAUUAGUGUAAAACGUUAUUAAAAUUAUGUUUUAAUAAAUUAACCAAACAUGCUACGAAUAUACCUAGAAUACCUGUUGCCAUAAAAAGGUCAUUGAUUUUUUCCAUCCCAUAGGUAAACAACUUUGUUCAAACACAAAAUAUCCAUAAGCUUUAUCUGCAGAUUAGUUUUAGAAAAUCCCGUACAAGAAGUUUUCUUUGACAAUUGCGUAUUCCAAUUACCCAUCGAAACAUUUUAGUAGUUACAAUAUUGGAAACAGUAAAGCCAACAGAAGAAGUAAUCAGAAUUUGUACUGAACAAAAAGCAUAUAUUUACAACUGUAUUUGCAAAAAAAUAACUGUAUACAUGAAGUAAAUGUGCAAUAUGUGUAUCUGAAUCUAUACGACACAAAUCUAUACAUAACCAAAUGCACAAUCAAAUAUUUGCACACGUGAAUAUAACAUUUGGUACAAGCAGUACCAUUUUGUUGACGAGAUCUGUUUUGAUGAUUUUAAAUGCCUUGAAGCAUCUUCACUCGCAAAAACUAUCAAUUUCACGGGAACGGAAACAUACAUUUAUAUUUUUUUCACAUUUAGCUCAGUUAAAAAAAGCUAGUUUAACCACCGGUCGGUGUAAUGCUCCUUGCUAGAUUGUCAUUGGUUGGAUGUAUUAACCUGUUCACAGUACAGCGGAUAUCAUGUGAUAUCGCCAUAGGCGUUAGCUUUAGGGGGUCAACACUUAUACCAGGGGCAGCGUUUUAUUUUAGAAAAUAAAAAUUUAAUUUCUGAGUAUUUUUUAUUGAAAUUACUUUUCAUAGUGGACAUUUACAGCAGAUGCUUUGGAAAAACUCUUCCAUUAGUUAACUUUACCAACUUUAAACUCUUUUCUAAGAUUUCACAGGCGGCACGCUCUGAUUCCAUGGGUAUUUAUCCCAGAAUUUUUGAAUAACCACUUGAAAUUAUUCCAAGUAGGAUUUGCAAUCCCGGGCACAAUUUCCCGGGAAAUGUCUUUUCCCGGGAUUUCUAGAUCCUGGGAACAGAAACAUUGAUUGCCGGGAUCCCGGGAUUACCGAGUUCCUCGAAAAAUUUCGCAAGAUUUACUGUACUAUAAUCCAAUAAAACUAAAUACACUAUCAAAACUCGAAACUGACGUCGUCAAAAUGUAUAGCAGCACUAAAGUAGGCAUUACACGAAGCAAAUAUUUACUUGAAGUGACGGUCAACCUUUGCUUGCCGUGUUAUAUCAAAUUAUUCGCUUCAAUUACUUUUCCAAAAUAUCUGCUUUCUUAUUCAGUAAACGAGAAAUUAGGCAAAUAUUUGCUUUGCCUAAUGUCAUUCUUUGCUAAUUAGUUCACUACUGAACGAGUUUCGAUUAUUAGUAUUCUAUCAUUUCCUUCCGGUUAGUCUCGUUCAUUCACAGAAAUUUGUCAAAAGGCAACGGUGAUUCAGCGGACUUAAGUUAAGUUUUACAGAAGGAAAUUACAUUGUUAUGGCCUAACGGAAAAUUGUCAGCGGAUCUGAAGCGAUUGUUCGACGACAUAGAAACCAUGAAACUUCCUUUUCUGCAAAUAUUAGCAACCAAAAUCGAUUGUGAAUUUCUAAUGUAUUUUUUUUUUGUUCACACAACAUUUAUUUGACACGGCACAAUACAAAUUAAUGUUUUACGGAGCCAAUUAAAUCUAAUGCCUCAUGGUCUAAAAUAUCUUAUAAGCUAAAGGCAAAUUCUUUACCCUCGCUGCCGACUACGAGCUGAAGCUAAAUCUAAUACUAAAACUAACAUGGUUUUUUUUUGUUUCGCUGUUAAAUUGGCACCUUGAUGCUCUUCAAGUAAUUUCUUAUGUAAACUGGAAUAUGUUUUUUAUAAUUCGUUUAUCAUGCAAAUUGAUGAUGAAAUUUUAUACGAUUUUUUGUUACCUUUUAUUAAUAAACUAUAUUUGAAAUCUCAUUUUUGCUGAGAAAAUUUUUUUCAUUCCCGUUUCCCAGGAAAUCAAUUCCCGCGAAAAAUGCAAACCCUAGUUCCUAAUUGAAGAUCUCAAAUCAACAAGCUUCGAAACCAUGUAGGAACAGAUAAAAAGUCCAUUGGGCUCAGAUCUGAGGAUGUGAAGCUCCAUUCAUUAUUAUCCAGAAAAUCUGUCAAAUUAUUCCUGCACCAGCCUUGAACCAAUUCGCAGUAUGCGCUGGUGCACCGUCUUACUGGAACGAAUAGUGGUCAUCUCCGAAGAAUUUUCGAAACCUCUCGAAAACUUCCGUUUUAUAAUAAACAGCAUUGACUUCGACACCUUUGUCGAUGGAAGCCAGGUGAAGUGAAAGUAUAAUUUUAAGUAAUAUAUUUCUAUGAUUUCUGUGGAAUUUUAAAUGUAAAAUAUUUUCUAAACUAUCUUUUAUCCACCCCCCCCCCCCUUAAUUUAUAAAGUUUGCAUCUAUUAUUUUUUUCCGCGAAAACUAGAUAUUUGGAAUCUGAUAUCAAAAUACGCGGUAUCACAUGAUAUCCAUUUUAGUGUGAACAAGGCAGAAAACUAUUUAAAAAAAAUUACCUUGAUUUCAAAUCCAUCACCUUCAGAUAUUUUUCUAUUCUCUAAUAUUUAUUUAGGAUAAAUUGCGAAGCAUAACGGAGCCGAUUUAAUUAAUGGAGUAGGAAAAAGUGGGAUAAUUUUGAGGAUCAUUGUGUUGAUAUAAAAUAAACGAGUUUUUCAAA